Molecule: messenger RNA, 2344 nt
Organism: Dromiciops gliroides (monito del monte)
Lineage: Eukaryota; Metazoa; Chordata; Mammalia; Microbiotheria; Microbiotheriidae
Product: dachshund homolog 2-like
Exons: 2
Coding region: 675-1787 (370 amino acids)
Source: RefSeq, a predicted model, not a curated record
GAGAGAGAGAGGACGAGGAGGAGGAGAAAAAAAAUCUCAAACUGGUCUGUCUUUGCUAAGGGCUAGAGAUGUAUGCGGGGUUUGGGUAAACACGAGCCUGCUCGGAAUAGUGUGAAAAAGACAUGCUGAAAGACUGAGAGACGAUUAAAGAGCCCAAGAGCGGCGGGAAGGACCGAGCCCCACCCCGGGAACGACCCUAGCUGUUUCGGCCCUGACAACUUUGAGCAACUGCAGCAGCAGCAGUAGCGCGGGGGGGAAGGGAAGGGGGAGAGCUAAAGGCUUGGUCAGGGCCGAACCCCUCCAUCCUCCAUCCAGUCGGGAGUCGCCUCCCCCCUCUCCAGCUCACCAAGCCCCUCCCCUCGUCUCCUCCCUCCUCCCCUCUGGAUUAACAGCUUCAGUUCCAGCCGCGGCCACGGGCAGCCGCGGAGGGCGGGGACUGUGGGUGUAAACCAGUGACUCGGCUGGGGCCUAAGGAAGUGGCUUCUCUCCUGGUGGACGGGCCGGAGCUCCUGCGCCCGCCCGCCCGCCGCAGCUCCUCAGAUCUCUCACCCGCAGCCCCGGAUCGCGGGGUUCCACGCGGUCUUCACAGAGCGGAAGAGACUGGCCCGAUCGCCCGCAGCGGACACCCUCGAGCAGCGGCUGCAAUUGCAGAGACCCGAAAGAUAAUACAGAAGAUGAAGCUCACGGCUACAAACGGCCUCCAAGGGGAGGAAAGCCCAGAGAGAGCUGAAUCGGAAAACGAAGAACUGAAUUCAAAUGCGGGGCUAGACCUGCCAUUUAUGAUGUUGCCCCACCCCCUACUUCCCGUUAGCCUGCCUCCUGCAUCAGUUGCCAUGGUGAUGCAUCAGAUGAACCACUUCAAUACUAUUUCCAAUAUGGCUGCAGCAGCUCAGAGGCAGAGUCCACUCUCCAGAGCAGGUGCUUCUGUUAUCAGAGAAACCGACAGCUCUUCUCCUGCUACUUCUCCAGAAGAGAGCGGUGGGCCCGAGGGCCUGGAUGCUUCUAGCUGCUCACCUUCCCAGCUUGAGGACACACCCAAGGUAAUUUCUUUGAUGCCUGAUGAUGGAGAGAAAGAGCUGCCUGAUCAAGGUAAUGGAUCGAAUCCAAAAAAACUCCAGAAGGAAAAUGUUCUAUCCCUCAGUCAAGAGCUUUUUAUUGAGCACAAGGUACUGUGGGGGACAAAAAGAAGCAUCAGACAGGGAACCUGCCCUCAAGAUGCUUACAGUCAAGUUUGGGAAGCAAGACAAACAGGAGAGAUGCAAAUUGCCAUUCCGGUAAUGAAACCAAACCUAGAUAAAGGUCAGCUGGCUGGACAGCUCGUGGCUCCUGGAUUCACAACCCCUUUUAUUUUUGCUGAUAGCCUUUCCUCCGUGGAAACGCUUUUAACCAAUAUUCAGUUCCUGCUGAAAGUGGCCCUAGACAGUGCCCGCGUCCAGGAAAGACAAAUGCAAGAAGAAAAGAAGGAGCUGAGAAUGGAGCUCUACAGAGAGAGGGAGAUGCGGGAGACCCUGGAGAGGCAGCUGGCAGUGGAGCUGCAGAGCCGGGCCACGGUUCAGAGGCGCCUGAAGAAAGAGAAGAAGGCCAAGAGAAAGCUCCAGGAAGUCCUGGAGUUCGAGUCCAAGCGCAGAGAGCAAAUGGAGCAGGCCCUGAGGCAGGCCACUGGAGGUGACAGUGUGCUCAGCAUCCUCAGAGGUUUUGGAUUCUCAGAAAGAGAUCUUGAAGGCAUUGGGACUGAGUCUGACAGUGCAGAAAUGCAAGAAAACAUCAACCCCACCACCAUGUACUGAAGGGACUUUCUAUUACAAAAAAUAUAUAUCUAUGUAUGUACCAUCAUCCAUUAUCUGAAGACCCAUGUAUAUUUCAUUAAAGAAUAUCCUACCAACCUUUCCAUGCUUUCCAGUGCUGUGUGAGGAAUGAAAGUUGCAGCAUGAAACUGAAAGAAGAUUUGUCACAUUUUAAUCAGCAGCAGUAUUGUGAAGAAACAUGGAAAGGUUUUAUAAGCUCCCCAUGCUAAGCUAAGCCUGUUGCAGUUGAUCGUUUGUAGGUCCCUCCUCCCAGAGAAGUUUUAGAAUUUUUAAGCACAUGCAAGAAUUAUUCCCUCUGAGAGAACUAACUUUUCCCCCCAUCCCCACCCCCUUCCCACCCUUUAAAGAGGCAGUAGUUUUGUUGAACAGUGGCACAAAUAUAUUAAUCGGCCUGAAACGUCCCCACUGGCUUUACCUAAGUGCAGGUCCUGAGUCCGCUUUUGCACCAAGACCAAUCACCGUGGAGCUGUUGCAGUUGUGUUCGUACUUUAAGCUUUGUUUACUGAUCCAGAUAUUCAAUAAAUAUUACAUUUUGCUGA